ACACGUGUCACCUCCCAUUUUCCGUCACUGAGUGACCCCCAAACCCCCAGCAGACUUCCAAACUCCAAAGUCCCAAACUUCCACAACAAUGCAUAAACGCCGUCGUUAAUGGCCUACUUCAGAUCACUCAAAACCCUAGCUUCUCAAUCCCGGAGAAAAAACUCCAGUUCCACUUCUUCCAGCGCUCUCUUCUCCCUCAGAAACUCAUCUCCUUCCCCAACUCCAGCUCCAGCUCCUUUUGGGCGACUAAUCAGCAGUCACAUUCGCCGGCAUUUUCUCUUCCGGUCGAGGUUUAUCUCGCCGGUGGGAGGCCCUAAAUUCCUGUACGAUCCUCCCUGGAGACUCUCUCAAUCGGUCACCCCGUUCCUCGUCCAGUCCGACGUCGUACCGAGCUCCCUCAAGCUCCCUGCUCUAAAUUUACUUCACCGGCUAGCCUUUCCUUACAAUCUCGGGUACGAUGCAAGGCUGCUGUUUCAGGGGAAUGGUAGAGAGGAGUUUACGAAACGGGAUGAUCUUGAUGGUGGUGUUGGCGGUGGCGGGAUCCGAGAAAGUUACUUGAAUAUUCCUAAUUUUAUUUCUUUCGCUCGAAUGCUGUCCGGUCCAGUGCUUGGAUGGAUGAUUGUCCAGGAGAUGUAUUCUUCUGCAUUUGUGGGACUUUUCAUUUCAGGAGCUACCGAUUGGUUGGAUGGUUACGUUGCUAGGAAAAUGGGAAUCAUUUCUGUAGUUGGAUCCUACCUUGAUCCCCUUGCAGACAAGGUUUUAAUUGGAUGUGUUGCUCUAGCAAUGGUGGAAAAGGAUCUUCUACAUCCUGGACUAGUUGCACUUGUGGUGAUGCGCGACGUUGCUCUUGUUGGUGGUGCGGUUUACAAAAGAGCUAGCAGUUUGAAUUGGAAGUGGAACAGCUGGCAUGACUUUUUCAACCUCAAUGGGGCUUAUGCACAAAAAGUUGAACCUCUCUUUAUAAGCAAGGUGAAUACAGUUUUCCAACUCGCUCUAGUAGCAGCAGCCCUGCUUCAGCCAGGAUUCGGAAAUGAAGAAACUCAGCUAUAUAUAAGUUGUUUGAGCUGGUUAGUGGCUUCUACUACGGUAGCUUCAACUGCAGCGUAUGGUGUGCAACACUUGAAAAAUAGAGCUGCAUUAAUGAAGACACCCAAAUCAAGAACUUGACCAAUCUCCCUUUACUUCAAGGGAAUGAAUUGGCUUCUUUUCUUUAUUCUUUUUUUUUUUUCGGUCGAAUAUGUUUUCAUCAGGAACAACAUUUUGUACUUCCGUGUUCCGAGUGAUUGCAUGUUGAGUUUUAACGAAAGUCAGAGAUUGUUCACCACUUGAUGAUGGAAAAUCUGUGACCGUCUCCUGGGUGAAAAUAAAUCUAAUGUUUAUCAUGCCAAAAUACAUGUAUUGUUUCCAUUCUGUCAUGAUUUAUCUUACUUCAAGGUAGUUGAAGUAAACAUCAAAGUAUCUUUGCGCAUGCGAUUUCAAAUGAUGGAAACGGUAAAUCCCAUUAAGGUGGAGUACACUAGAUUG
Messenger RNA from Striga asiatica, 1524 nucleotides. NCBI's taxonomy places the organism in Eukaryota, Viridiplantae, Streptophyta, Magnoliopsida, Lamiales, Orobanchaceae. The record is from the annotation of a GenBank genome assembly.